AGUUCUCCAUCACAACUCUCCCCAUCCACACCCUCCUCUCCUCUUCUUUGUACCACUGAGCAUGGCUCAGGAAGGUGCAAACCUGCCCCAUGAAGCCGACCGGAGCCAUGAUCACGCCGCUGCCCCCCAUGGGAGCACACCUGCCUUUGAUGGGCUGGCGAUCGUGAGGUCGUCCAGCAACUCCAGCUCCGUCAGCAAGCUGGCCGGCGAGAUCAGCAACGCUGGGGCUGGGUCUAAGCCAGCCAGCAGCCUGGCGGUGCUCCAUGCCGGUGACGGUGAGGACAACACCACCGAGUCCAAGAACGCCGGCCCGGCGGUACUUGAUGCCGGCAAGGGAAGCAACGCCGGAUCCGAGCUCGCUAGCCCUGCGAUGCUCCAUCCCGGCGAGCUCAACAACACCGAGUCCAAGAUGAUCGCAAUCCCGGCGGCGAUGCUCCAUGCCGGCGAGCUCGAGGACACCAUCGACGGGUCCAAGCAGCUCGCCAGCCCGGUGGUGCUCCAUGCCGGCGAGGACAACGAAACCAGAGAGGGUGACGACGCCGGGUCCAAGAUGGACGGCCCCACAAAGCUCCAUGUCAGCAUGGACAGCAACGCUGAUGCCGGGUUCAUCAAGGUCGAUAGCCCGCCGGCACUGCUGUACGCCGGAGAGAACGACGACGACGGCGACUCCGGAUCCAAGCUCGCAAGUCAGUCGGCGCUCCAUGCCGGCGAGGACAAGGACAUCAACGCCGGCAAGGAUGACAAGGCCGGGUCCAAGCUUGCCAUCCAAGCGGUGCCCGAUACUGGGGAGGACAGCAACGCCUGGUCCAAGCUCUCCACACCGGUGCUGCCUCGUGCCGGCGAGGGCAACGACGACAUCGCAUCCAAGCUCGCCGUCCAGGCAGUGAUCGUCCAUGCCGACGAGGGCAACACCGCCGUGUCCAAGCAAGUCGUCCAGGCGGCGGCGAUCCAUGCCGGCGAGGGCGACGACAUCGUGUCCAAGCUUGCCAUCCAAGCAGCGCCCCAUGUUGAGGAGGACAGUAACUCCAAAUCCAAGCUCGCUACUCCGCCGGGGCACCAUGCCGGCGAGGGUGACAACGCCGCGUCCAAGCUCGCCAUCCAGUCGGUGCCUCAUGCCGACGAUGACAACAACUCCAUGUCCGUGCUUGCAAGGGUAGAGGUGCUUGAUGCCGGCGACGACGACAACACCGCCGCAUCCAAGCUCGCCAUCCAAGCACCGCCGCCCCAUGCCGGCGAGGACAAGCUUGCUGACCCAGCAGCGGCUGGUAAUGGUGACAGCACCACCAAGGACGAGGGUGAGAGCGAUGUGGCCGGAGGAGAAGGCGGCGAGAGCGUCGCAGCAACUGGUAGCAGCGGUGGUGCCCUGUCCAAAACCAGCAACAAGUCGACGUCUGAUGGUGGCGGCUCCGAUGACGACGCCGUCAAGGAUGCUCCCGCAGCUGUCGCCGCCGACGAAGUCACAGGUGGAUGCAAAGGGAAGGGGAAAGGUGUCGCGGCGACGAAGAAGGACCAGGCAUUGCACAUCUGGACGGAGAAGGAGCGGAGGAAGAAGAUGAAGAACAUGUUCAGCACCCUGCACGCGCUUCUCCCCCAGCUCCCCGAAAAGGCUGACAAGGCCACUAUAGUGGGGGAGGCAGUGACCUACAUCAAGAGUCUGGAAGGCACCGUCGAGAGGCUGGAGAAGCAGAAGCAGGAGCGCAUGCGCGCGCAGCAGGCUGCGGCGGGCGCCGGCAGCAGCAGCGGCGCCGCGGCGUCGUCCGCGCUGCCGCCGGCGCCGGCGCCGGCGCAGGCGGCGGCCGCGACGAGGGAGUCGGUCCUGGCGGACAUGGUCCAGAGCUGGAACGCGCAGGAGGCGCUCAUGGCCGAGCUCAAGGCCGCGGCGACCGCGGUGGUCUACGGGGCGGGCACCGCCUCCGACGGCGCGGUGCCCGCGCCGGCCCCGCCGCUCCCGCCGGCGCCCCCGCGCUCGCCGCCGAUCCAAACGUGGUCGUCGCCAAACAUCGUGGUGUGCGUGGCCGGCGACAACGCCUUCAUCAACCUGUGCACCCCGCGGCACCCGGGCCUGCUGACCCGGCUGUUCUACGUGCUGGAGAGGCACCGCAUCCACGUCGUGGCCGCCACCGUCUCGUCCAGCCCGACCCAGAAGAUGUUCUUCAUCCAGGCGCGCAUCAACACGGCGGCGCCGCCGCCGCCCAUGCUCCCGGAGAACAUGACGGUUGAGGAGAGGUACAAGCUAGCGGUGGCGGAGAUGCUGCACGCCGUCGGCUACUGAGAUCGAUCGACGCUCCUGCUCGCCGAAUAAAUCGCUCGGAGUCGGCUCUCUCCCUGGAUCAGCUGAUGGAUGAACUGCUGCUGCCGUCGCUUCGCUUCUACCGAUGAGGAUUCCGAUGAGAAGGAUCGGAAUCUCAUUAACUUUCGUGUUGUGUGUCAAGUUUCGUCGUCGAACUAUUUCUUAUUUCGCAAAGAAUCUGGUUGGUAUGGUACCGUAUACUAAGUAUUCUCUGUUGUCGUAUGAGGUUAAACUUAAAAAAACUCGGCCGGGUGGGAAA
Panicum virgatum (switchgrass) is the source of this 2549-nucleotide messenger RNA. RefSeq lists its product as uncharacterized. Gene Ontology annotation, molecular function: DNA-binding transcription factor activity; protein dimerization activity. The transcript is spliced from 4 exons. Gene Ontology annotation, biological process: regulation of DNA-templated transcription; endosperm development. The coding region runs from base 62 to 2272 and encodes 736 amino acids. The record is from RefSeq and is a predicted model, not a curated record. Lineage: Eukaryota; Viridiplantae; Streptophyta; Magnoliopsida; Poales; Poaceae.